GCCCGCGCCGUGUGCGAUAACUACAGCGCGAUUUUGUGUGUGAAAACAGAUUCCUGAUUAAGAAAGAAGAUAAAGAAACUUCGAGAGACCAUAAGGAGUGUAGACCGAGAAUUAAACGAAACAAUGCAACCAAAUUACACACUUCGAGCUGUAACUUUAGAGGAAAAGGAGAUACAAGCAGUGUUACAAUUCGCUACAAGGAUUUUUGAAGAAGAUGAGCCAUUGAACACAGUGUCACAAUCACUCGUGGAUGCGAGUGACAUAGGAGAACAUCUGAUCGCGAUUUUGAGACAGUCUUUGUCAGUCCUAGCUUUAGACGAUGGUGGCGAAAUUAUAGGGGUAUCACUCAAUGGAUUGAUUAAAAGAGAGGAGGCCGAAACAAACAACUUCGAGUUUGAUCCAAAAACCUGUGAAGAUGGAAUCCUCCAGCUUUUAUUGCACGUGCGACGGGAAGAUAAAAUGUGGGACAAACUGCCGAAGACCUGCAAUACUGUGUUGGAACUCCAUAUGUGUGCUGUACGCUCCGAUUGGAGGGGGAAGGGGGUCAUGACAGCUUUGACAAAAAAGACAGAGCGAAUGGCCCGCACUACUUGCGCCGCCGCAGUGCGCAUAGAAGCGACAUCGGCAUUCUCAGCGAAGGUGGCAGAGAAACUUGGCUACAAAGAGAUCUACCGACUGCCUUACAAAGACCAAAUUUAUACUCCAUCACCAGCUCCCCCACAUCUUGAUAUGAGAGUUUAUAUUAAAGAAUUAUAA
Hyposmocoma kahamanoa is the source of this 756-nucleotide messenger RNA. RefSeq names its product dopamine N-acetyltransferase-like. Gene Ontology annotation, molecular function: N-acetyltransferase activity. The transcript has 5 exons. The record is from RefSeq and is a predicted model, not a curated record. Bases 124 to 756 code for a protein of 210 amino acids. NCBI's taxonomy places the organism in Eukaryota, Metazoa, Arthropoda, Insecta, Lepidoptera, Cosmopterigidae.